CCUGACCCCCCAAAGCCACCCCUGGGAGGGGGGUACCAGCCCCCUGCCAGGCCCUCAACCCCCCCAGAUUUGCCCCAGAGAAGGGGGUACCAGAUCCCCACACCCCCCCCAGAUUUGCCCCAGAGAAGGGGGUACCAGAUCCCCACACCCCCCCCAGAUUUGCCCCAAAGAGGGGGGUACCAGCCCCCUGCCAGGCCCUCAACCCCCCCAGAUUUGCCCCAGAGAAGGGGGUACCAGAUCCCCACACCCCCCCCAGAUUUGCCCCAGAGAAGGGGGUACCAGAUCCCCACACCCCCCCCAGAUUUGCCCCAAAGAGGGGGGUACCAGCCCCCUGCCAGACCCUCAACCCCCCCAGAUUUGCCCCAAAGAGGGGGGUACCAGCCCCCUGCCAGGCCCUCAACCCCCCCAGAUUUGCCCCAAAGAGGGGGGUACCAGAUCCCCACACCCACCCCGGAUUUGCCCCAAAGAGGGGGGUACCAGAUCCCCACACCCCCCCCAGAUUUGCCCCAAAGAGGGGGGUACCAGAUCCCCACACCCACCCCAGAUUUGCCCCAAAGAGGGGGGUACCAGAUCCCCACACCCCCCCCAGAUUUGCCCCAAAGAGGGGGGUACCAGAUCCCCACACCCACCCCAGAUUUGCCCCAAAGAGGGGGGUACCAGCCCCCCACCAGGCCUUUAGCCCCUCCAGAUUUGCCCCAGAAAAGGGGAUACCAGACCCCCACACCCCUCCCAGAUUUGCCCCAAAGAGGGGGGUACCAGCCCCCCACCAAGCCCUUAGCCUCCCCAGAUUUGACCCAGGGAGGGGGCUACCAGAAACCCCCAACCCCCCCAUAUCAGCCCAUGGGAGGAGGGUACCAGCCCCCUACCCACCCUCUGACCCCUCUAGAUCUCCCCCAGCGCCCCCCCAGCCCCCCAUAUCAGCCCAUGGGAGGGGGGUACCAGCCCCCUUCCACCCCCCUGACCCCUCUGGAUCUCCCCCAGUUCCCCCCCAGCCCCCCAUAUCAGCCCAUGGGAGGGGGGUUCCAGCCCACCCCCAGCCCCCUGCCCCCCCUGGAUCACCCCCCACCCCCCUCCCCCCUCUCUUCCCUGCCGCCGCGGGGUCCCCCAGGACCACGGGUUACAGGGGGGUCCCAGGGGGGCCCUCCCAUCCUCCCAUGCCGGGAUACGGCUGUGCCUGGCUGUCAGCGCCCCACGGCGCUUCCUGCCCCGGGGGGGAAGUGGCGCAGGGCCCCCCCCCCCACCACCCCACCACCGCACCCUGCCAUGGAGGAGCUGCCCCCCGAGACGGGCGAGGAGCCCCCGCUGGAUCCCCCCGCCAGCACCCAUGGGUGCCCCCCGGGGGGGCCAGCAGUGACAGCAGCGGCGCUGGCAAACGGGGGCGAGGGGCGGCGGGGGGAGGCCCGGCACUUGGCCGCUCGCCUCUUCCACCUCGAUGGCUUCAAGAGGUCCCAGGUGGCCGCGUUCCUCCGCAAGAACAAUGAUUUCAGCGGGAUGGUGGCCCAGGAGUACCUGGACUUCUUCCAGUUCGGUGGCCAGACGCUGGACCAGGCGCUCAGGUCCUUCCUGCAGGCACUGGUGCUGACGGGGGAGACGCAGGAGCGCGAGCGCAUCCUCGGCCACUUCUCCCGGCGUUACCAUCACUGCAACCCUGACGCCUUCCCCUCCCCAGACGCCGUGCACUCCCUGACCUGUGCCAUCAUGCUACUGAACACCGACCUCCACGGGCAGCGCCUCGGCCGUGCCAUGACCAGCGCCGAAUUCGUGGCCAACCUGAGCGGGAUGAUGGACGGGCAGGAUUCCAGGGAGCAGCUGAAGGCUCUGUACGUCUCCAUCCGCAGUGAGAAGCUGGCGUGGGCGGCGGAUGAGGAGGAGGAGGAGGAGGAAGAGGCGGGUGGGGGGGGCAGCCUGGCCCCCCCAGGCCAUAAGAAGAGCAACCCCUUCCUGGACCUGCCAGGGGGGGCCGGGGCUGUCACCUACCGCCGGGGCUGGCUGGUCAGGAAGGUGCUGGCCGAGGCUGACGGCAAGAAAACGCCGUGGGGCAGACGAGGCUGGGAAACCCUUCCAGCUGUGCUGAAGGGAACGGUCCUCUACUUCCUCAAACCCGGGGGGCGAACGGGGGUCCCGCGCCGCUCCCCCGAGCCGGGACCCUGCCCGGCCCCCCAGGAGGAGGAAGGACCCGAGGCCGAGGAGCCCUUGGGGGUCCACCACGCCUUGGCCGAGCGCGACAGCAAAUACACGAAGCGCCCCAACGUGUUCCGCCUGCAGACGGCCGACUGGCGCGUCUUCCUCUUCCAAGCCCCGACGUCGGAGGAGAUGUUCUCCUCCCGCAUCAACUUGGUGGCCGCCCUCUUUUCCUCCCCGCCCUUCCCCGCCGCCGUUGGCUCCCAGCGCCGCUUCGUCCGCCCCAUCCUCCCCGCCGCCCCCAGCCGCAGUCCCCCGGAGGAGCAGCACCGCUGCCACGAGGCGUGGAUGGAGCGGGUGGCCCAGGAGCUCUUCGAGCACCAGCGGAACCUCCCCGAAAAGCGGGGGCGAGCCCGCGACCUGGACGAGUACCGCGCCAAGAAGGAUUAUCUCCUUUACGAGAGGCGGCGCUACGAGACCUACGUGCAGGUGCUGGAGACGUGGAUCAACGCCGGCGCCCGGGACGUGGAGGAGUGGGAAGCCCACGCGGGGCCGGUUGUGGCCCCCCCGGACCCCCCCACCCUGACCAAAGCCCACUCCAGCCCCUCGCUGGUCCCCGACCCCCCCAGCGCCCCCACCAUCCGCGUCAAGAGGAACAUCUCCGAGCGGCGGACGGUGAGGAAGAUCGUCCCCAAACGCAACAAGAACCUGCUGUGAUGGAUGGGGGGGGGGACACACGACACCCAUGGGGACAUUUUGGGGGGGGGGGCGGGGGAGGCACCCCCCAAACCCCACCCUGGUACGAGGUUCCUUCGGGCACCACCAGUAUUGAGCCAGCCUGGGGGGGGGCUUGGGAUUACUGAUGGGGGAAACUCAGGGAGAGACCCUCCCCCCCCCCCCAAAGGGAUGGGGGGAUUUGGGGGGGUGUCGCAGCCCCCCCCCCACCCCGCUCCCCCCCAAGCAUCGCUGCUGCGCCCCCUCCCCACGCCCGCUGCCUGCUGCUCUCCGUGUGCAAUAAAGGUGUGUGUCCCACCGCUGCCA
This is a messenger RNA of Phalacrocorax carbo (great cormorant), 3162 nucleotides long. The record is from RefSeq and is a predicted model, not a curated record. NCBI's taxonomy places the organism in Eukaryota, Metazoa, Chordata, Aves, Suliformes, Phalacrocoracidae.